This is a messenger RNA of Serpula lacrymans var. lacrymans S7.9, 1512 nucleotides long. RefSeq lists its product as uncharacterized. The transcript is spliced from 7 exons. Gene Ontology annotation, cellular component: plasma membrane. Gene Ontology annotation, biological process: ammonium transmembrane transport. The record is from RefSeq and is a predicted model, not a curated record. NCBI's taxonomy places the organism in Eukaryota, Fungi, Basidiomycota, Agaricomycetes, Boletales, Serpulaceae. Gene Ontology annotation, molecular function: ammonium channel activity. Bases 1 to 1512 code for a protein of 503 amino acids.
AUGUUGAUGAGCGAUAUGAAGGAGAUCUGGAGAUCUGCACGAUAUGACCGUGGUGAUCUCUCCUUUAUCAUUGUCGCUGGUGCGAUGGUGUCCUUCAUGAUCCCAGGCCUAGCCUUUCUCUAUUCUGGUCUCGCACGCCGCAAAUCAGCGCUGUCGCUCAUCUGGGCUGUUUCCGCAUCAAACGCAGUCUGUAUCUUCCAGUGGUAUUUCUGGGGCUACUCCCUCGCCUUUUCUCCCUCCGCAACAAACGGAUUCAUCGGGAACCUCGCAAACUUUGGUCUCAUCGGUGUCCUCGACAAUCCCUCACCCGGCUCUCCCCUAAUUCCAGAUCUGCUCUAUGCCUUCUACCAGAUGGAGUUUGCCUGCGUCACCGUGGGCAUCCUCAUGGGCGGUCUCGCUGAGCGAGGUCGUGUCUUCCCCGCCAUGAUUUUCACUUUUAUAUGGAUGACCCUCGUCUACUGUCCCCUCGCCUGCUGGGCUUGGAACGUAAAUGGCUGGGGCUUCAAAUGGGGUGUCCUCGACUACGCAGGCGGCGGUCCCGUCGAAAUAGGCAGCGGCAUCGCAGGCCUCGCCUACUCCUGGGUCCUCGGCCCACGACACCAGAAAGAACUCCUCAACUUCCGUCCCCACAACGUCUCCCUCGUCAACCUCGGCACCUUCAUCCUCUGGUUCGGCUGGCUAGGCUUCAACGGCGGCUCCGCUUUCGGUGCAAACCUCCGCGCCGUCAUGGCCAUCUGGAACUCCAUGUUAGCCGCUGCGUGCGGGGGCGUCGUUUGGUGUUUGCUCGAUUAUAGGAUCGAGAGGAAGUGGAGCAUGGUUGGCUUUUGUUCGGGCACGAUUGCGGGGUUGGUAGCCGCUACCCCUGCCUCGGGGUACAUCCACCCCUGGGCAGCCGUCAUCAUGGGCAUCGUCACAGGCGCAGUCACUAACUACGCUACAAAACUGAAAUUCCUGUUCAGGAUCGACGACGCCCUCGAUCUCUUCGCCGAACACGCCGUCGGCGGCAUCAUCGGUCUCCUCGCCAACGCCCUCUUCGCCUCCUCUUCCAUCAUCGCCCUCGACGGCGUCAACCUCUCCACCCCCGGCGGCUGGGUCGACGGAAACUACCGCCAGUUCUACAUCCAGCUCGCCUACGUCUGCGCCACCUGCGCCUACGCCUUUGUCGUCACCGCCCUCCUCGCCAAGGCGCUCGAUUCUGUGCCGGGGAUGAAGCUGAGGACGACGGAGGAGGGAGAGGCGGUGGGGGUUGAUGAGGUUGAGAUCGGCGAAUUCGCAAACGACUACAUCGAAGUCCGCCGCGACUUCUCAGACUGGACACCCCUCGGCCUCGAGCCCAAAAAGGAUACACAUAUUGCCACCCCCCUCCCCCAACAGCAUACAUCAGCAACCACAGUCACCUCCCACGACGGCAGAGGGAGGGGAGGGGGGGAGAACAAACCGGCACCUACCACCAGGAAAUAUCAAUAUCUCCACACCACAACCAAUCGUCAUAGUCGUUUCUUCCGUAUUUAA